AUGUCGCAAGAUACGGGGCUUUUCAGCGUGCGCCGGCCCCGAGAGACUCUCGGAGGCAUCAACUUCAACUCUAAUAUUCCCCAGCCCGCCUCGGCGCUCAAACGUGCCUCAUCUAUCGGCAUACCGCAACCUCAGUUUACUGGCACAGUUGGCCGGUCCACUUCAGGCUCUCGCAUGUCCCUCGCGCCCGGCCGACCAAACCAACCGAUCUUUUCACGCUCAUCCUCUGGCGGAAAUCUGGCCGCUGAUCUGGGCAUGUCUGCGGUGAAGCGUAGUUCAUCACAAAUGUUCCAGAAUAUUGGCGGGGGUCGAAAAAGCUAUGCGCCUCCCAGCGUGACACAAACACCCGCGCAGCAGCAGGCUCAGCGCCGUAGCAGCGUGUAUUCGCGACCUUCUGGAGCAGUAGGCCCCUUUGCGCAUCAAAGCUUCUUCCAGUCUGGACCGGUCCCUGCCGGUGUGCCCCGCGACCCGCGACCGCUCAAAGAUCGAUCCUACCAAGCGCGCCUGGGACAGGAGUUGAUGGACUACUUGACGCAAUACAAUUUUGAAAUGGAGAUGAAGCAUUCACUUACACACAACACGAUGAAAUCGCCGACACAAAAAGAUUUCAAUUACAUGUUCCAAUGGCUGUAUCACCGCAUCGACCCUAGCUACCGGUUUCAGAAGAACAUUGACCAGGAAGUGCCUCCGAUUCUCAAACAACUUCGAUACCCCUUUGAAAAGAGCAUUACGAAAUCGCAAAUUGCUGCCGUAGGUGGUCAAAAUUGGUCGACCUUCCUUGGCCUGCUCCACUGGAUGAUGCAACUAGCACAGAUGCUAGAGCGCUACGACAUGGGGGUCUAUGAUGAUGCAUGCGCUGAAGCCGGGGUUGACAUUAGCGGAGAUCGAAUCAUCUUUCGCUUCCUGAGCGGCGCAUACCAUGACUGGCUCCAGGUCGGCGAGGAUGACGACGACGAAGACGCGGAUCGAUUACUCGUGCCGCAUGUUGAGGCAAUGGCUGCGGAAUUCGACAAUUCAAACUCCAAAUAUCUGGAGGAGCUGGCAGUGCUCGAAGCGGAGAAUAAGAACCUCUUGGAGCAAAUUGAGGAAAUGGAAAGAUCAGCUCCGGACAUUGCCAAGCUCGACAAACAUUUCAAGAUCUUGGAGACCGACAAGGGUAAAUUUGAACAAUACAACGCCAGCAUGGAGGCGAAAGCCGAAAAAUACGAAUCACGCAUCAAGCUUCUUAGCGACGAGCUCGAAAAGGCCGAACUCGAACUCCAACAAGCUGAAGAAGAGAAGGCCGGCUUGCACGCCGCAGUGGACAGACAAGGCAUCACAACCCAGGAUAUCGACCGCAUGAACUCGGAGCGGGAGCGGCUUCAAAAGGGCGUCGAAAACGCAGCUAUACGGCUCGAAGAAGCCAAGGCCAAGGCCGCUGAACGAGAAUACGAAGCUGUACGACGACUGGACGAGCUCGAACGCGUCGUGGAAAAGUACAACUCCCUCGCCUAUCAAGUCGGCAUUGUCCCCUCGUCAGCGCCAAAUGCAAAGGGCGAAAACUACGAGCUCAGCCUGACCAUUAAUGACGGUCCAAAUUUUUCUUCUUCCCCCACAGGAGGCAGCUCACACGGUGUGUCUGAUGGUGAUCGCUUACUCGCAGACGCCACCACCGGCUAUCAGCCUCACCAGCUGCUCAACCUGGACCUGCGAGGAGCAGUCAGAAGUAAUCUCGGCUCAUUGAAGAAGGACAUUAGUGACCGGCGGAACGUCGCGCUCGAGCAAGAUCUGAAUAACCAUGACCUGCUGGACAAGAUCAAGGAGACGAUUGAUGACAAGCGCAGCGAAGUCGAGGCACUCGAACACCGAGUUCGCGCCGCAGAAGAAGAAUUCGAAAAGACCAAGGAGGUCACCACUACUCAAAAACUCGCCAGCGAUGCACAAAUUGAGAAGAUGGAAAAAGAACUCGCCAAGAUGAGAGCCAUUUUGUCUGAAAGCAUCCAGCUCAUGGAGCAGCGCGAAAUGAAUACCAAUAUUGAAUACGAACAACUCACUCUCCGCGCCAACUCGCUCCGUGAAGAACUCCACACCGAAACCGAGCGUCUGCUCAACGACGUCAUCAAAUUCAAAGUUCACGUCCAAAAAAGCCUCGAGGACUUUGAAGGCUUCGUCGCAGAAGAAGUCGAGGCAGAAUUGGGCGCUGAAGAAGACAAUUACACUUACGCCAAUACCAAUCCCGACGGUUACCGUGACGCUGAUGCUGAUCCUAAUGCUUACGGUCUCGAUGACGAUGACGACGUCUUCGGAGGUGGUGGAGAUGCGCAACCGACAGCCGGCGCCGGCGGCGAUGACGACGACAACGACGACAACGACGAGAAUGAAGACCUAGCGGCAGCAGCGACGGCAGCGUACGAGUAUAGCCGUGCGGGAUAUGAUCCCGAUGAAGAAGGAUACUAA
Xylona heveae TC161 is the source of this 2436-nucleotide messenger RNA. RefSeq names its product HEC/Ndc80p family protein. Lineage: Eukaryota; Fungi; Ascomycota; Xylonomycetes; Xylonales; Xylonaceae. Bases 1 to 2436 code for a protein of 811 amino acids. The transcript is spliced from 4 exons. Gene Ontology annotation, biological process: attachment of mitotic spindle microtubules to kinetochore. The record is from RefSeq and is a predicted model, not a curated record. Gene Ontology annotation, cellular component: Ndc80 complex.